This is a messenger RNA of Daphnia pulicaria, 2613 nucleotides long. Its product is annotated as peroxidase-like. The transcript has 15 exons. Lineage: Eukaryota; Metazoa; Arthropoda; Branchiopoda; Diplostraca; Daphniidae. Gene Ontology annotation, molecular function: peroxidase activity; heme binding. The coding region runs from base 104 to 2521 and encodes 805 amino acids. The record is from RefSeq and is a predicted model, not a curated record. Gene Ontology annotation, biological process: response to oxidative stress.
CAACUUUGACUUUCAAGGCUGCUGCCGGGCAGACAUUAAUAAAGUGGGAAAUGGUUGCUGUGCUUGUUCAACUCCUCCGCCCAGUGUCAUUUUGAGCUUCAACAUGGACAGGUUGGUGAUAAUUUGGGCUGUCCUAAUUUUGAUGGCCGUCGACGUCUCCGUCGGUCAGAUCGUUUUCCCAGGUGACACGACCUUCUUGAUCAGCCGGCCAGUUGCGCAGAAACAGAACGAAGGAGCGACCUGCACCAAUCACAUGAAUCAGAAAGGACGUUGCAAGCGAUUGUUUGAAUGUUUCUUCAUGUACACACAACUGGCAGAUUUAAUUAAACAAACGCCCUGUCGGUUGGCCAAUCAGCCGUCCGUUUUCGGCGUCUGUUGUCCAAAUUCGGAAAGCGACAACCAGAAAACGAGCGGCGUCUCCACGGCCGGAACGCUCUUCUUCCGCCCGCCAGAUGUGCCCAUUCCCGACUUGAAACCCCAAGACAUUCAAAAUGCCGUCCAGGCCGCUUUGGUUGUCGUCGAUCAGCGAGUGGAACUCGAGAAAAAUCUCUUCGACAACCGAAUCGUCGUCCAGCCCGACACUCCCGUCAAUUUCCAUUUGAAUUUAUUCCCGACCAGUCAGCAGACGUUGCAAGUCGGCAGCAACGCCAUCAAAGGCCUCGAAUCCUCCAUUCAGCUAGUCAAUCAAAACAUGUUGACGGUGGAUCAGGGCCGUUUCGCCCUGCCAUUCUUCCAAUUAACCAGUUCGUCGACUGAUUUAGCAGACACUUGCCGGCCAAAAGUCCAAUGUCCGUCUCAGCUGUCACAUUUCCGCACGAUAGACGGCUCUUGCAAUAACGAGCAGCGGCCUGAAUGGGGCCAAAUUAACGUCGCUCUUCAGCGCAUUAUCCCGCCCAAAUACGGAGACGGUGUUAACACUCCGAGAUUGGCCGAGGGAGACGUCGAAUUGCCCAGCGCUAGAUUAGUGUCACAGUCUCUCACAGAGUCCAGCCAUCGCUCCAGUCAAAGUGAAAUAUGGACACUGAUGCUCAUGCAAUGGGGACAGUUCCUCGAUCACGACAUCACUCACAGUCCCAUCGUUCGCGGGCAAAAUUCAUCGGGUGUCACCUGCUGUCGAAGUGGCCAGUUUCUCGAUGUUUCCGAACGCCACCCCGAUUGCUUUCCCAUCGCCAUCCCGCCCAACGACCCGUUUUAUGCCCAGUUUAAUCAACGAUGCAUGGAGUUUGUUCGCUCCUUGCCAGCCCCACGGCCGGGAUGCACUUUCGGGCCUAGGGAACAGUUGAAUCAAGUCACGGCAUUUAUCGACGGGUCAACCGUCUACGGCUCGAGUCAAGAUCUUUCCAACCAGUUAAGGGAAUUUAACGGCGGCCGUCUGACUGUCCAGCGCUCCAUACAGGGUCACACGCUUCUCCCCGUCAAGGCUGAAGAGUGUUCAGACUUUCUUCGCCAGCGCUUCUGCUUCAGAGCAGGUGACGGCCGCGUCAACGAACAACCCCAACUGGCCGUCAUUCACACAGUGUGGGUUCGUGAACACAACAGAAUCACCGACGCAUUGCAGCAACUCAAUCCGUUCUGGAACGACGAGCGCGUCUUUCAAGAAAGCCGAAGGAUCGUCGGCGCUGAAAUCCAGCAGAUCACUUACAACGAAUUCCUUCCCAUUUUCCUCGGGGACGCGUACAUGUCCAGAUUCCAAUUGAAGCCUCUGCCGCCCGGCAGUGGCAUGGCCACUAACCUUUACGAUCAAAACAUCAACCCGACUGUGACAAACGAAUUCGCAACUGCAGCCUUCCGUGUCGGGCACAGUCUGGUGCAGGGGAUUAUUGAGGGAUUCACGGCAUUUGGUAGUCAAACACAAAGCCUUUUGCUUCACCAGCAUCAAUCGAAACCGUUUGAGCUGUACGAAGACACCGGCGUGGACACCCUUGUGCGCGGAUUACUAAUGCAACCGGCUCAAAAGAUGGACAGAGCCUUCACUGACGAGCUCAAAAAUCGACUCUUCCAAGGCAAGCAGAGUUUCGGCAUGGAUUUGAUUGCCUUGAAUCUCCAACGCGGCAGAGACCACGGUCUACCACCCUAUAACGAUUAUCGGGAACUUUGCGGUCGUCCGCGGGCUAAUCAAUGGCAGGACCUUUUGGACGUUAUCGACCAACGGGUGGUGCAAGAAAUCAGUCGGAUCUACAACAGCAUCGAUGACGUCGAUCUGUUCAUCGGAGGCGUGUCUGAACGCAUCGUCGACGGGGCCUUGUUGGGUCCGACUUUCCUCUGUUUGAUUGGCGACCAGUUUGCGCGAUUACGACGCGGUGACCGGCUCUUUUACGAGGAAGCCACGGCUAAAUUCACUCAGCAGCAACUGGCCAGUUUACGCUCAGUCACACUGGCUCGGAUCCUCUGCGAUAACGGCGACGACAUAAAAGGCAUCCAAUCAAGCGCCUUCUUGCGCUCUGAUGUCCAGAACAGACGACGGCCGUGCCAAGGAUCUACGGAUAUUGCGCAAUUGGAUUUGAGCCUCUGGCGUGAAUGAAAAACCGCCUCAUUAUUUACAGAUUCUUUGGUGCCUCAAAUCAAAAUGUUUUACUUUUUGAUUAUCCCCCCGCAAUAUACACACACACACAC